ACUAUAUACAGUAGCUCAAUUGUAAGAUACCUGUAAAUUGGAUUUAUUUUGACUUAGUUGCUAUAGCCCACAAUUUCGGGACAACUAACUCCAAGGAAUUUAUUCACCUGUCCCUUCUUUAGAACUGCACUGUGCUCUGGCUUUCCAGAGGGCAAGGGUCGCCUGGGCCCUGCCGCUGGAGUUCUAGGCCAGGAUCACUUUUUUACUUGCGUUAUCAGAGGCAGAGCGGCCAGCUGGACAAACUCUGCAGAAGGCUCCUGAUAGGGAAACCCGUGGGCGCCAAUCUAGGAGACCAAACCGAUCUGCGGCGGUCUACCAACCCAAUCGCAUCUGCGUGUCUUUUCUCCUUCAGGGUCCCUCCCGGAGCCCAGGGAGCAAAGCGGGGUCGAGAGGGAGCACCUGAAGCAGCGCAACAGGCAGGUCCCGACCCGCCGGAGAUCACGCGGCGAGUCUGUGGCCCAAACCGCCCGCCGCCUCCGAGUAGUCGCCGGAUUGCCGCCCCACAGGGAGCCACUCGGCCCAAGGACUAACCCAGCCCCGGCACUCUCGCUCAGGAGAGGCUCUGCAGGCCGGCAUUCAGGCUGGCGAGCUCGCCCACGCAUCUCAGCCCAAGCAGUGGUCGUCUGGCUUGCGAAGAUGUCGGCCAAGCCCGCUGUCGGCUUCGUGAACGAGGCUUCUCGGCAGAUCCUGGCCGGUGGUUCCGCUGGUCUUGUAGAAAUUUGCCUGAUGCACCCUCUCGAUGUGGUGAAAACCAGGUUCCAGAUUCAGAGAUGUGCAACUGAUCCAAACAGUUACAAAAGCUUAGGAGACAGCUUUCGAAUGAUUUUCCGCACAGAAGGGUUGUUCGGUUUUUACAAGGGAAUUCUGCCACCCAUCUUGGCUGAAACACCAAAAAGAGCAGUGAAGUUUUUCACCUUUGAGCAGUACAAGAAAUUGCUAGGAUAUGUGUCACUGUCACCAGCAUUGACCUUUGCCAUUGCUGGAUUGGGAUCUGGACUAACAGAAGCCAUUGUGGUCAACCCUUUUGAGGUAGUAAAAGUUGGCUUGCAAGCCAAUCGGAACAAAUUUACAGAGCAACCAUCCACCAUGAGUUAUGCAAGACACAUCAUUAAGAAGGAAGGCUUGGGACUCCAGGGCCUCAACAAAGGAUUUACAGCAACUUUGGGACGUCACGGAGUUUUCAACAUGGUUUAUUUCGGCUUCUACUACAAUGUCAAAAACAUUAUUCCUGUCAAUAAGGAUCCAACCUUGGAGUUUCUGAGAAAAUUUGGGGUUGGUCUUCUCUCGGGCACAAUAGCCUCAGUCAUUAACAUCCCUUUUGAUGUUGCCAAAAGUAGGAUUCAAGGGCCUCAGCCAGUUCCUGGAGAGAUCAAGUACAGAACCUGUUUUAAAACAAUGGCCACGGUCUAUCAGGAAGAAGGCAUUUUAGCUUUGUAUAAAGGCCUGCUUCCCAAGAUUAUGAGGCUUGGACCAGGUGGUGCAGUGAUGCUGCUGGUUUAUGAAUACACCUAUUCAUGGCUUCAGGAGAACUGGUGAUUGCCUACAGAGUAUUUUUCCCCCUUGUGAUAAUAGAUAUUCAUUAUACAGCACCAUGAGAAGAAGAGAAUAUCGAUCAGCUGAGCCGAUACAAUGAAAAAUUAUAAUUAUACAAUUAUAUACAAUUAUAGAGGGUAAAACAGUUUGUUGAAGAACAAAACCUAUUUUGAUACUUCAAAAAUUAUCUCUAGACAAUUUGAAACUGUCGUUUUGGUCAUAUCCAUAAAACUGUGAGAAGAAAAAUACUACUAUGAAGCAAUGAGGUAUAUAAACUGAAUAUAGAAAAACAGCAUGAAAUCAGAUCUACUUCAUAAAAGCAAUAUAAAUUUUAUGACCUAUGUUCCUCUUACACGGCUUCACAAGGAAAAUUCAUUGUGUUGAUGAUUAUUUUCUCCCAAAAGGUCAAGAAGUGCUAAAAAGUGAAAAAAAGUUAAGCCAAAAUUUAAAGUUUUUAUAAGGAAUUAAAUUCUUCCAUAAAUAGUGUUUAAUCAUAUACAAGGAAAAUAUUUCUAAAGUGUAUUAAAAUGACCUUUUAAAAUUUUAUGUUAAAAUGUGACUUUGUUGGUUUCUUUUAGUAAUAAUAUUCAUCUCAGCUAUAUUUUCCUAAAUCUACUUUAUAUUAUUUGCACUGUUGGUUAAUAUUUUAAAAUCAUGAUAUUUGAAGUCUUUUAUGACAAAUAUAAGACAUGAAAUUAUAUUAAACUACUUUCCCUUUGAAAACAAGUUUUAAUGCUGAAAUAUUUUCAUGCUAAAUCACAAAUUCGAACCACUCCUUGGGCCCGUUUGUGCUAUCUGUAUUUGCAUCAAAUACCUUUGUUCAGAACUCUUACCUAUGCCAUUCUUAAAAAUGAUGUUUAGAAUAAAACUACAUUUCUAGGUUAUCAGUUUUAAGUGACAGUUUCAGGUGUGAAGUCAACUAACUGCAGUGUUAAAAUCUGUAUUAUGAAGGGGAAAAUGUUUCAAAGGAGAAGUACAUUCUUAGCAUUUCCAAAGAUUCCUGUACUAACAUGCACUCCAAAAAUUAUCUCCUUGGCGUUGAUAUAACCAAACUUAAUUUUAUAUCCGCAUCCUGAAAUGAUCCUACUUCAGUAGCUAGAGGCAACAAAAGUAUCUGCACGUUCGAGAUGGCACCUGUUCUUAACUACUACAAGGUAUUUCUACCAUAAAGCUG
Messenger RNA from Balaenoptera acutorostrata (minke whale), 2707 nucleotides. It is a transcript of the gene SLC25A21, whose product is annotated as solute carrier family 25 member 21. Gene Ontology annotation, biological process: transmembrane transport. The transcript is spliced from 10 exons. NCBI's taxonomy places the organism in Eukaryota, Metazoa, Chordata, Mammalia, Artiodactyla, Balaenopteridae. The record is from RefSeq and is a predicted model, not a curated record. Bases 637 to 1536 code for a protein of 299 amino acids.